Messenger RNA from Sebastes umbrosus (honeycomb rockfish), 1258 nucleotides. RefSeq names its product charged multivesicular body protein 4C (gene chmp4c). The transcript has 5 exons. Gene Ontology annotation, cellular component: ESCRT III complex; multivesicular body; cytoplasmic side of plasma membrane. The coding region runs from base 184 to 888 and encodes 234 amino acids. Lineage: Eukaryota; Metazoa; Chordata; Actinopteri; Perciformes; Sebastidae. Gene Ontology annotation, biological process: late endosome to vacuole transport via multivesicular body sorting pathway; vesicle budding from membrane. The record is from RefSeq and is a predicted model, not a curated record.
UCACUACGUCACGCAGGUAAUGCUGAAAGGUGUGGUGAAAGGUUCUGGUUUGAAUUGAAAGCUGUCGAGCUGGAAAAUCCGCUCGCAACACACCCGCCUGUAAAAACAUCGUGAAGGGCGACACAGAGGCUGUGGAGAGCUUUUGUUACCUGCGCAGUUUAUACACAAAAAGCUGCUAAAAAAAUGAGCAAAAUCGCGAAAUUAUUCAAGGGGAGCUCCAGCUCCAGCUCGAGUUCAUCGAGCUCCUCUAGGUCCAGACACCACCGGUCCAAAGGUGGACCUUCACCUCAAGAGGCCAUCCACAAACUCAGGGAAACAGAAGAAAUGCUGACGAAGAAACAAGACUACCUGGAGAAGAGGAUACAGCAGGAACUAAUGAUAGCCAAGAAGAAUGGCACAAAAAACAAGAGAGCUGCCCUGCAGGCCUUGAAGAGGAAGAAGCGCUUGGAGCAGCAACUGACGCAGAUCGAUGGCACGCUCUCCACCAUCGAGUUCCAGAGGGAAGCUCUGGAGAACUCACACACCAACACCGAGGUCCUGAAGAACAUGAGCUUUGCUGCCAAGGCCAUGAAGGAGGUCCACGAGAACAUGGACAUUGACAAGAUAGAUGAUCUGAUGCAGGACAUCACAGAGCAACAGGACGUGGCCAAAGAGAUCAGUGAAGCAAUCUCUGGACCUUUCGGCGAGACAUAUGACGAGGAUGAGCUGAUGGCCGAGCUGGAGGAGCUGGAACAGGAGGAGCUGGAGGACAACAUGAAGAGUAUGGGCGGAUUACCCAGCGUGCCCAGCUCCAGACUGCCGUCUGCACCGGCCAGUCACCGCGCAACAACCAAGAAAAGGGUUGAAGAUGAUGACGACAUGGCCAUGCUGGCAUCGUGGGCAACCUAAUUACAUUAAGGCAGCUUUAAUGUAUCUCUCUCUCUCUCUCUCUCUCUCUAAGCUUUUUAUAUUAUUUUUGAAGGUUCUUAGGGAAAAUAAGCUUAUUGGCUUGUAAUGCCACUUUACAGAUUAUAUUUAUCAAGAAAUUAACAUUUUUUAGUGAAGGAAUAAACAAAAUGUUUUUGUUUUGUUAGCCUGUACAUGCACUACUUUCAUAGGCCAAAUGAAGACAUAACGAAGAUAUGCCUGUGAUGUUUUUAACACAGAUCAGAAUGCUUAACUGUAUUGGCUGUAAAUAAAGUAAAAUUUUGCUUUAAUGUUGUAAAUAUAUUGCUUGCUUGCAUCACCGUUCAACAAUAAAACCGUCCCCUACAUAGAC